Molecule: messenger RNA, 1254 nt
Organism: Indicator indicator
Lineage: Eukaryota; Metazoa; Chordata; Aves; Piciformes; Indicatoridae
Gene: ACTL9
Product: actin like 9
Exons: 1
Coding region: 1-1254 (417 amino acids)
Biological process (GO): axonogenesis; cell motility
Cellular component (GO): cytoplasm; membrane; NuA4 histone acetyltransferase complex
Molecular function (GO): protein kinase binding; nucleosomal DNA binding
Source: RefSeq, a predicted model, not a curated record
AUGAGCUCCACAAACUGGGGCCCAGGAGCACCCAGAAGCAGGGACUUACUGCUCAGUUUCUCCACUGCUCAGCAGCCACUAGGAUCACACAGCUCUGGGUCAAACAUCAUCACCUCCAGCUCCUCCUCAAGCCAGAAGCUGGAGCUGAGAACAGGAGCAGUGGUGAUUGACCCAGGCACGAGGAGCUGCAGAGCAGGGUUCUGUGGAGAGCAGACACCCAGAGUGGAAAUCAACACACUGGUGGGGUGCCCUGUGGCUUGUCCCCCAGGGUCAGGAGAAAACAGAUCUGAAGCUUCCACUGGAGAGGAAGCCUUGCCUGGCCCUGAGGCUGGCAUGCAGCUGAUGCAGAAGGGCAUCACCACCAACUGGGAAGCAGCUGGAUCCCUGUGGCAGCAUCUGUUUGACCACGAGCUUCAGGUGCCCCCUGAGGACUACCCCCUGCUCCUCACUGAGCCCCCACUCAGCCCCAGCAGGCACAGAGGGAAGAUGGUGGAGCUGGUGUUUGAGGCCCUGGGCUGCCCUGGCUUCUUCAUCAGCCAGCAGCCUGUCCUCACUGCCUAUGCCCAUGGCAGAACCAGUGGCCUGGUGGUGGAUGUGGGCCACGCUGUCAGCUGUGCUGUGCCAGUCCAUGAGGGCUACAGCUUGGCACAUGCUGCCAAGAAGAGUGAGCUGGCAGGGUCCCAGCUCUCCUGGUACCUGCUGAAGCUGUUGGAGGACAGAGGGGAGGUGCUCAGCAGCGAGGUGGCUGAUAGGGUGGAAGACAUCAAGCACAAGUGCUGCUAUGUUGCUUCCAGCUUUGAGGCUGAGUGCCAGCUCCCACCAGGCAAAUACACCCUGGAUUAUGCCCUGCCUGAUGGCCAGGCCAUCAGCCUCAGCAAGGAGAGGUUUCAAUGCCCAGAAAUGCUCUUCAACCCUCCAGCAGCCUGGGGCAUCUCCUAUGCAGGCAUCCAUGACAUGGCCCAGAGAAGCCUCAACCAACUUCCAGAAGAAAUGAAGUCAACGAUGUACAGAAACAUCCUCCUCUGUGGGGGGUCCUCUCUCUUUGAGGGGCUAGAGAGGAGGUUUCACAGUGAGCUCCUCCAAAUCCUGGCCCCCAGCACAAAGGUGAAAGUGGCUGCCACCCCCCUGCGGAGGUACUCAGCAUGGACAGGGGGAUCCAUCCUCACCUCCCUCACCAACUUCCAAACGUGGUGGAUCCGAAGGGAUGAGUACAAUGAGGAGGGGCCACGUGUCGUCCACCAGAGGUGCUACUGA